GUCUGUCAUGCCCUGAUCACCUCGCGCUGGCAGCUCCAUCCCAGUGUUACCAUGGUGCGUAAUGUUUCGAUGUUGGGGAAGUGGAAGGGGGGAAUUUGUGACAUCACAUGCUGGGUCUGAGGUUGGAUAGCGAGCGAGAUAGAGAGUAAAAGAGAGCGAGAGAGAAAGUGAGGGUGUGGAAAGCGAGUGCUAGGCGCACACGGAGCAGAGAAAGGAGAGGAGCAAUUUCAUCCCGCUAUGAGCACAAUUGUAUCCAUCUAUCCAUUAGUGCAGAGACAUUACCCUUUUUAUUAACCUUUUUUCUCUUAUGUUAACUAGAUUCCAUCUUAUUUUCUGCCAAGCGCUGUGCGUAAAACAUUGCCGUUAUCCGAGGAGAGUUUGGAGUCAAGCAGUGCAUCAGGACGGGCCUGGAGAACCCUGGUCUAGAAGGCAGAUUAAGUUUCUGCUCAGCCAGGUGGUUAUGUCCGGAGUGCGCCCAGGGUGCUUUGAUUUGCCUGACUGUUGACCUCCACCUCCACUGUAGAUCUCCAAGGUUCGAGAAGAGAUGGAAAAUCGCGAACCCUGAAACACUUCGGAGAUACAAGAGGGAGUAAUGAAGUUCGAUGAGAAAAGUGUCUGUGUUCUGAACGUGGGGGGUACCCGUUAUGCCUUCCCGGCGGAAGUCAUCCGUGAUUUCCCGCUACAGCGCGUGAGCCGCCUGCACACAUGUGUUACAGAGAAAGAAGUUUUGGAGGUCUGCGACGACUACGAUCAAGACAGAAACGAGUUCUUCUUCGACCGUCACGCGCAAGCCUUUGUCUUCAUUAUGCUGUACGUGCGCUCUGGAAAGCUUCGGUUCGUCCCGGGAGUGUGCGCGAUCUCAUUUUACAGCGAGAUGCUGUACUGGGGACUUGGGAGCGCGCAUCUGGAGUUCUGUUGCCAGCGGAGACUAGACGACACCGGGUACUCGGAAGAGGACCUGAUUAUGCGCGCUGAGGAGAACGAGUCACCGAGCGAAGUGGAGAUGGAGCAAGGUUCUGGGUGGCUAGAGUGGAUGCGCCGGACAUUUGAGGAGCCGGGGUCAUCGGUGGUGGCUAAACUCCUUGCCUCACUGUCCAUCAUCUUUGUAAUCGUUUCCAUGGUGAUGCUGUGCAUGAGCACCCUUCCAGACUGGGACACCGCCAAACAAAACACGGUGGAGGAGCACAGGAUUGUGGAGGCGGUGUGUAUUGGUUGGUUUACAGCAGAGUGUGUGGUGCGUUUCCUUGUGGCAAAGGACAAGCUGGUCUUCCUGUGUCAGCCACUGAACCUGAUCGACGUGGCAGCCAUCACACCUUAUUACAUCUCCAUGGUAAUGUCAGGUGGGACAGGGGGGUUGUCGGGCGUCGCAGGGGUAACCCUAAGGGUUCUGCGGAUGAUGCGCGUGUUUUGGCUGGUGAAGCUGGCCAGACACUUCCUGGGCCUGCAAACUCUGGGACUAACACUACGCCGUUGUCGUAAUGAGAUGGCCACUCUCGCCAUCUUCCUCACAGUCGCCACAGCAAUAUACAGCGCCUUGGCUCAACUCCUGGAACAUGGCCUCGACCCGGACCACCGUAACCUUGACGACCGCAGUAACAGAGGAGGAGACUAUGCCAGCAUCCCAGCUGCUGCCUGGUGGGCUGUUAUCUCCAUGACGACUGUUGGUUACGGGGACGUUUACCCGGUAACAAUUGGCGGGCGCAUGCUUGGCGGGCUGUGUGUGGUCAGUGGCAUUGUUCUUCUGGCGUUACCAAUAACCUUUAUAUACCACAGCUUUGUCCAGUGUUACCAUGAACUAAAACUCCGUUCUGCUAGGUACACACACACUAACACACACUGAAAACACACAUAAGCAUACAUAUACGGACCAUGAAUAUCAUAAUUUUGGGUUUUUAUUAAUUUCUGAAUUUGUUUUUAAGUCAUUUCCGUUUAUACCAGAUUUGCUAAUAUAUUAUUUUAUUUUUUAGGGACAGGAAGCAUGUUGGAGGCUAGGAGCCAUAUGAUUUAUAGUUUUUGUGUUUUGGGGAUUUCUCGUCUCACCACUGGUGGAGCAGUACUACAUAAUGCGGGUCAGGUCAAAGGUUAGCUCUCAGUUAUUACAUUUAAUUAUGAAGGAAUACUGCCUAAACUAGUACAGGAAAUACGGAAGGAAACUUAAUGGCCCAAGUGUAAACUGUGCUCACUCUUUGGCUUAUUCUCUAUGCUCGUUACUUAUCUGAUUUCGAUGCACAAGCUUGGCUUAUUGAAUAGAUGCUUUUACUUUAUGCAAGUCACGACACACUUACGACCAAGCAGGGAUGUGCCCUGUCAACUCCACCCAUUCAUCAUAGCAUAGAUUUACAUUUACAGGCUAUUAGUUAUUUUAAAAAAAUGGAGGGGGGGGGGGGUUCUCAUGUGCUUGUAAUGUUUUUUUGAUUGUGCCUUGAAAAGUCACUAAGAUUAUAUUUGGUUGUGAUCUUUCGGGUUGGUUGUGAUUCAGCAGUUGUUGGAGUGCUAACUCAUUAACAUAGGCUGUCGCAAAAUGCCAAAGACACACUUAACUGGAGGAAAUUGAAGUGUUGUUUUUUUUAUAAUGCUGUUGAUUUGUGAUGAUGACAUUAACAUUAUAUUAAGCAGUACAUUCGUACAAGCCUAAAUAUCCUAUUAUAAUAUUCAAAGAAUUUGAUUAUUAUUUUUAUAUUAUGGCAGCGCUGA
Molecule: messenger RNA, 2694 nt
Organism: Esox lucius (northern pike)
Lineage: Eukaryota; Metazoa; Chordata; Actinopteri; Esociformes; Esocidae
Gene: kcng3
Product: potassium voltage-gated channel, subfamily G, member 3
Exons: 4
Coding region: 593-1840 (415 amino acids)
Biological process (GO): protein homooligomerization; potassium ion transmembrane transport
Cellular component (GO): membrane; voltage-gated potassium channel complex
Molecular function (GO): delayed rectifier potassium channel activity
Source: RefSeq, a predicted model, not a curated record